AGAAGGACCACGUGAACGUGCUAAGAAGAAGGCACGCGAUGAAGGCACACAAGAAAGGCACAGUCAGCUGCCUAACGUCCGGUUGGCUAGUUCGAAGCCAUCUCGUUCUUAUCAAGGUAGACGCGUGUAAGAAGUAAACAUCAACAUGGCGGACGAUGAGGAAAAGAAGAGGAAACAGGCGGAGACCGAUAGAAAGAGGGCUGAGGUCCGAGCCCGCCUCGAAGAGGCUUCCAAAGCUAAAAAGGCUAAGAAAGGUUUCAUGACCCCUGACAGAAAAAAGAAACUAAGACUCUUGUUGCGUAAAAAAGCUGCGGAAGAAUUGAAAAAAGAGCAAGAAAGAAAAGCUGCAGAAAGGAGACGUAUCAUCGAGGAACGUUGUGGAAAACCAAGGAACGUCGAUGAUGCUAACGAAGUGGAAUUGAAGAAGAUUUGCCGAAUGUAUUACGACCGCGUCUACCUUUGUGAGGGUCAGAAGUGGGAUUUGGAGCGUGAAGUUCGGAAAAGGGACUACGAGAUCGCUGACUUGAACAGCCAAGUGAAUGACCUUCGAGGUAAAUUCAUGAAGCCAACUCUGAAGAAGGUUUCGAAAUACGAGAACAAAUUCGCCAAACUUCAAAAGAAAGCGGCCGAAUUCAACUUCCGUAAUCAAUUGAAACAAGUCAAGAAGAAGGAAUUCACUCUGGAGGAAGAGGACAAAGAGCCCAAGAAGUCCGAGAAAGCAGAGUGGCAGACGAAGAAGUAGAUUACAAAAACAGGCCGAAUGUGAAAAAAAGAAACACAUACACACAUACACACACACACACACACAUAUAUAUAUAAAUAUAUAAAUAAUCCUAUAAUGUACAUAUAUUUAAACAGUUCGAAUUUGAAUACAUAUACGUACGAUACAUACUUAAUUAUUUACAAUAUACACAUACAGACUGAGACGUAUACUCAUUUAACGAUCGACUAUUUUUCAUUCUAAUGAAAGUAUUUCACUUAAACAAAGAAAUAUUAAUAAUUAAAUAAAUUAAUAAAUAAAGGAGAGAUAAAAAAAAGUUUUGUCAAAAGAAUUGUGCCUCGAAAGCGUUUAUAAGAUUUUUACGGACAAAUAGUUUCGUUCGAAUUAAAUCUUGAAAUUAUCAAUGUUAGUUUCACGUAGAAAAGAAGAAAAUUGUUCUGAGUCGAUCCAAUAAACGAUUCAAAAAUCGAGUACAUACAAUGCACGAAGAAUCAAAAGAUAGAUAUAACCAUACUCGCAUCUAUUCCCAAUAUCCACAUAAUCUUCUUCGAGAUUUCAUUUCGUUUUCUUUUUUUUUUAUUUUAUCUUUUCAUAAGAUACUCGUAAUCUUUUUUUCUUUAUGUUUGUUUUCUAUUAUUUUUUUUUUUAAGGACACCCCAUAUUUUCCUCCGUCACAUCUCUGUAAAGUUCGUGACUCCGUCUCGAUUGCCAUUUCUUGAGAUCUUCAAUAUUAUUUAUAACUAAAUUUUUCACAUAGAAUUUUUUAUUCGUUUCAUAAAAAUUAUUCGUAAAAAUAUUAUAGAAACGUUUUUAUUAACAUAAUUCUAGAAGAAAGAAUCGAUAUGAUUCAAAAUAAUUCGUUGUUUUAUAAAUAAAAGAAAAAAGACAAUAUCAUAGAGGAUCUUAGAAAAAGGGUUUAGGGAUUAAUAAAGAAGGGCGAAAAAGGUGAGAAUGGCUUGCAGAGUAUAAUUUCUUUAAAAAAACAAUACAAAAUUUACAAAACAAAUAAACAAUUAAAUAAAUAUAAAAUAUAUAUAGCUCGAACUUUCUUCAAAUUUUCCGUUGAUAAUAUGGCAGAAACGCUUUUACUCACACUAAAUAUGCCUGCCCCUAUUUUUCUCUUUAUCUUUAUCUUUAUCUCUCUUGCAUAUACACAUACAUAUACAUAUAUAAUACAUAUAUACAUACAUAUACACCUAUAUAUAUAUAUAUAUAUAUAUAUAUAUAUAUAUAUAUAUCUAUAUAUAUAUAAUUUGUAUAUGCAUAGUUAUAUACAAGUAUACGUACACACUAGCAGUUAAAACGCACUUUAAUUUAGUUUUGCCUUACAAUUGCUAGCAUUUUUAUCUGAUUCUUCGGACGCUAAUCCAUUACAUACUUCGAACUAUCGUACUUCAUUAUCAAAUUAAUUGGAUAGAUAAGAAAUAAUAAAAACAAAAAGAAAAAGAUAUAAAAAAAAGAAAAAUAUAAAAAAAAAAAGAAAUAAAUAUAAGGAAGAGAACGAAAGAACGAAGUAGCGGCCAUUAGUAAAAAAUAUUGAUAAACUAAAAUUAUACGCGAGAUUAAAGAACAGACAUUUUACGCAAAAGGCGCAUUUUUUAAAUUGGCUUUAUCGCCUAUUAUUGAUUCGACUGCCAUGCUUCGAGGCUGUUAACGUGUAGAAUAUUUGUUCUGUCCUAUUUUUCGUUCGUACAAUGAUCGUUCAGCAUAUCCGAUUAUUUCAUUUUCUUCUGUCUCUUUUUACUUUUUAUUUGAUUGUUUGAUAAAUAUUUGUUGUUUUAUCCUAAUCAAUUUUUCUCUCAUAGUACAUACAUGUCGAUGAAUUAAUUUAAGAUUUUUGAUUAUGAGUCAUAAAGAAAAAAAUCAAUGAUUUUUUAUUUUGAAGUUUAAUAUACAGGGUGAACAAAAAGUUUCUAGGCGGGCUAAAAAAUUAUAGGUGAUUUUAAAAAUCAAUUACUCCUCUUCGGGACUUAUUUCCAGUUUGCAAAACUACAGUAUUAAUCUGUAAUACUGCAAGCCUAAAUAUAAGCUUAGAAACUAUCGAGAAAGAUUAAUUGAUUUUCAAAAUCACUUAGGUAGUACUUUUGAUAAAACUCUGUAUAAAAUUAAAAUAAGAAAAUUAAUAAUUUUUUGAUACUAUGUAAAAGAGUCAAUUUAUAUUUAAUAUAAAUUAUGUAUUUACAAAUAGCAUUUAUAUUUGUGAAUCAAUUAUGGAUAAAAAGAUUAAUGAUUUUUUUAAUUUAAUAUAAUAUUAAAAUAAAUAGAUUUUUAUACUUAAAAAUUCCUUUUACUUACGACAUUUAUAUUUAUGAAUCGACUCAAUAUUUUCAAGUGUAUAUAGAUCAUAAUAAAAUCGAUUAAUCAUUUAUCAUUUUUUUUGAAAAUCGAUAUGCCGAAUGAUCGCUUCUCGUCAUUUACGAUUCGAUUUUAUGAGAAAAAUUAGAAAAUGUUUCAUAUUAUAUACCCUAUAUAUAUAUACUUACAUACGUAUAUAUAUAGUAUAUACAUAUAUAUUUAUAUAUAUUCUCGAAGAAUCUAUUCGUAAAUGCUUGAUAAUCGUCAAAAAUUGACGAUUAAAUGUACGCUUGAAUAAUUGUCUCUAUAUUUCUUUUUUCUCUAUCUGUCUCUCUCUCUCUCUCUCUCUCUCUCUCUCUCUCUCUUUCUUUCUCUCUCUCUCUUUCUCUUUUUCUCUAUCUUUGUCUGUCUGUUUAUACUAAUGAUAUUGCUCUUGCAUUAUGUUCGCAGAAUGCGUCAAAAGAUAAG
Vespa crabro (European hornet) is the source of this 3484-nucleotide messenger RNA. It is a transcript of the gene wupA, whose product is annotated as troponin I. Gene Ontology annotation, biological process: muscle contraction. The transcript has 8 exons. Lineage: Eukaryota; Metazoa; Arthropoda; Insecta; Hymenoptera; Vespidae. Gene Ontology annotation, cellular component: troponin complex. The coding region runs from base 146 to 742 and encodes 198 amino acids. The record is from RefSeq and is a predicted model, not a curated record.